CGCGGAGCGGCGCGGAGAGCAGGAUGUGUGACCGCAACGGUGGGCGACGGCUCCGGCAGUGGCUGAUCGAGCAGAUCGACAGCGAGCUCUACCCAGGGCUCAUCUGGGAAAAUGAGGAGAAAACCAUGUUCCGCAUCCCGUGGAAACACGCUGGGAAGCAGGACUACAACCAGGAGGUGGACGCUUCUAUUUUCAAGGCCUGGGCUGUUUUCAAGGGCAAGUUCAAAGAAGGUGACAAAGCGGAGCCGGCCACAUGGAAGACGCGGCUGCGCUGUGCUUUGAACAAGAGUCCCGACUUUGAGGAGGUAACAGACAGGUCCCAGCUGGACAUCUCUGAGCCCUACAAGGUCUACAGGAUCGUGCCGGAGGAGGAACAGAAAUGCAAAGCGGGCAUUGCCAACGGGAACAGCCUGAAUGAUGUCACGGAGAUGGACUGCAGUUCCUCUGCGAUCGAUGACCUCAUUAAAGAGCCCCCCUGUGUAGAUGAAUACCUGGGGAUCAUCAAGAGAAGCCCCUCACCCCCCCAGGAGACCUGCAGAAACACCCUGAUACCUGACUGGUGGGUGCAGCAGCCUAGCCCUGCGUUGCCCCUGAUGAACGGAUACGCUGGCUACGAGCAGCAUCAUUUGGGUUACUCCCAGAUGGUGAUCAACUUCUUCUACAGUGGGAGGCUGGUGGGCCACAUCACCACUUCAUGCACCGAGGGCUGCCGGAUCUCGCUGAGCCAGCCCUCUGGCCAUGGUGAGAAGCUGUAUGCUCCAGAUGCCCUGGAGCACGUGCGUUUCCCCUCAGCCGACACCAUCCAGAAUGACCGCCAGAAGCAGAUCACCAGGAAGCUCUUUGGGCACCUGGAGAGGGGUGUCCUGCUGCACAGCAACAGGCAGGGCAUCUUCAUCAAGAGGCUGUGCCAAGGCAGGGUCUUCUGGAGCGGCAACAACAUGGUCUACAAGGACAGGCCCAACAAACUGGACCGGGAUGAGGUGGUGAAGAUAUUUGACACCAACUUGUUCUUCAGAGAGUUGCAGCAGUAUUACAACAACCAGGGCCGCUUACCAGACAGCAGAGUCAUGCUGUGCUUUGGAGAGGAGUUCCCAGAUGCUGUGCCACUGCGGUGUAAGCUCAUCCUUGUCCAGGUGGAGCAGCUGUGUGUCAGGCAGGUGGUGGAUGAGGCUGGGAAGACCUGCAGCAGCAGCCCCAUGCUCCCUGUAGCUGAUGAGACACAGCAUGACCAGGUGUACAGGAUCUUCCAGGACAUCUGCGCAACGCACCAGCGGCCACUCUUCAGAGAAAACCAACAGAUUGCAGUCUGAGCCUCCUUCUCCCCAGACAUAGUGUGAUGGCUUGGGUUGGUCUAGACCCAGUUUGGUCCCAUUAGUGCCUAAAUUUCCCAUUUGGAAAGUUGUAGGGUUUUUUGUUGUUGUUCUUUGCUGUUUCCAGUCCAGAGUCUGUAUAAAUACAGCAGUAAAAAUAGACAUGAGAAAGCAGGUUGGAUGCUCGGUGUGUGUCCUGCAGACACUUCACUGGCAAAAAUGACUUCUGUACCAAGCCGGGUUGUCCAUAUACUGUUGUUGGCUAUAGCUGAUGGCAGGGGGAGGAGGGAGUGUCUGAACUGUGGGCAGGUCAGGGCUGGCAGGGCUUUCUUGUUGCUUUUGUUAAUGGCCAGUCAAGCAGAACCAAAAAUCAACAGCUAUAGUGACCUGCCCCAGUGGUCUGCAACUCCAAACCGCUAUUCUCAGCAAGGUUGGUAGGAAGUGACUCUUGGAAAAGCCUUAAAAUGAUUUAAAUGUAGGCAAUUCUUUCCAGAAAUCAGGUGUUUUUUCCUCCUAAAAGGGUCCUGCUGAGGGAAGGUAGGAUAUACUCCCAAGGAGAACCUUCUCAAAUUCCUCUUUAUUUUUUUGCUAUAAGUUUUAUAUGUGUGUCUACCAAAGUAUUUUGAAACUUGGAAACCAAUGCAGAGAUUAUAUGUGUAAAUGUUGAAUACACAAAGACUUAGGAAUCUUAAUUUUUCCUAGAGACAGAGUUUAUAUAAAUAUGCAAUAUCUUUAAUUUUAAAGAUUGCAGCAUAGUGUGAAUAGGUUGGCUUCACCCUUGCAAACACAUGUGUUGGUGUCUCCCAAGCGUGACCAGGCAGCGGCAUCCAUGUGUAAAUCCUCAUUAACAUGCUUUGUGUGCACACCCAGCAGUGGGGAGCUGCUUGGCCAUGGGACCUGUGCCUUGCAGCUGACCCAACCCAGGACCGCACGUGUGUGCGUGCUACUAAGAUGCCUAUUUAUUUUAUGCCUGAGGUUUAUUAAAUUUUUUUGUAUUUUUUUUAUCUUCCUGCCAUUAAAGUGCUAUAUUUUGUA
Calidris pugnax (ruff) is the source of this 2345-nucleotide messenger RNA. RefSeq names its product interferon regulatory factor 8 (gene IRF8). Lineage: Eukaryota; Metazoa; Chordata; Aves; Charadriiformes; Scolopacidae. Gene Ontology annotation, biological process: immune system process; regulation of transcription by RNA polymerase II. The record is from RefSeq and is a predicted model, not a curated record. Bases 24 to 1310 code for a protein of 428 amino acids. Gene Ontology annotation, molecular function: DNA-binding transcription factor activity, RNA polymerase II-specific; protein binding; RNA polymerase II cis-regulatory region sequence-specific DNA binding. The transcript is spliced from 9 exons. Gene Ontology annotation, cellular component: nucleus.